Molecule: messenger RNA, 626 nt
Organism: Plectropomus leopardus (leopard coralgrouper)
Lineage: Eukaryota; Metazoa; Chordata; Actinopteri; Perciformes; Serranidae
Source: RefSeq, a predicted model, not a curated record
AUGACGUUUUUAGAUAGCGGCGCCGUUUCAGACUGGAAUGGGAGCUAGCAAUUUUUCCCAUAUUUUGAUAGUUUAAUCCGUGAAUGGCGCCGAAACAGGACCCGAAGCCUAAAUUUCAAGAAGGUGAAAGAGUGCUGUGUUUUCAUGGGCCAUUGCUCUACGAAGCUAAGUGUGUUAAGAUAAACAUCAAGGACAAACAAAUCAAAUACUUUAUUCAUUACAGUGGUUGGAAUAAGAACUGGGACGAAUGGGUUCCUGAAAGCAGAGUGCUUAAGUAUGUGGACAGUAAUCUGCAGAAACAGAAAGAGCUUCAGAGGGCUAAUCAAGACCAUUAUGUAGAAGGAAGAAUGAGGGGUGCUGCACCGAAUAAGAAGAUACCUGUUGCACCGCAGAAAAAUGAUGUGAAAACCAAAAAGAACAAACAAAAGAAUCUGACAGCCUCACGCCCUGAACACCAGCGCAGCUCGGUCGAUUUGGUGAAAGAGCAAUGUGUAUCAAGAUGGCGAGCAACGUUGGAGAGAUUCAGCCCGAUGUUUGAGCUUCAGUCAGAUCCAGACUCAGAUGAAGAGUCUGUCGCGCACCAAAGCGACCAUGAGACGUGUCAGAAUGCUUUGAUCCACGUCUGA